Molecule: messenger RNA, 558 nt
Organism: Acanthosepion pharaonis
Lineage: Eukaryota; Metazoa; Mollusca; Cephalopoda; Sepiida; Sepiidae
Source: the annotation of a GenBank genome assembly
AUGGCAGACGAUGUCAAGUUGUGGAGACGGCCAUCAAGUCCAAAUAGUCACACAGCCGUGUCCCCCACGGCAUCAGCAGCGGCACACAGAGAGGACAGGCCGCCAGAACAACUUGAUUUUUUGUCGUCAACCUGUCUUUCUAGAUUGUCAAACAACGACGAAGCCCAAACAACGUGUGAUAUCUUGGGGUUGGCUACCACCAACCUCCUCGAAAAGGACGAUCAUAACACCUCAACUCUUUCUCGUCCUUUGUUUACAGAAGAAAACGAAAAUAUUCUACCAUCUUCUUCUCCUUCUACACCAUUAUCGGAUCCUGGGGAUAGCAAUAUGAGGCGAAUUUUAACCUCCCUGUUCAGGGAGCUAAGGACGUACUCAGUUAGCAACAUGGAGUAUUUUCAAAACGGCAAGCAGAGCUAUCAUGCCCGGUUACAAGUUGCCUUCGCUUUAUUAUGCGAACACAUCGAUGCCGGGAUCGAACCCCAGGUAAGACCAAUUUAUACUCUCUCUUGCUUCACGACAGCUUCUUUUGGAAUUGGAUUAUAUUUUUUACUUACUUGA